UUCAACGCGGCUGCCAAUGAUCCCAUUUCAACAAAUCGACGCCAUCACCGAUGAGUCAACCCGGAGCAUCCACUGGCGACGCUACCAAGUCCAAGCGCAACCGCAACCACUGGCGCAACAAGCGAAAGGAGAACAAGCUCGAAGGUGGUAAUGGACAAGUCCACCAGGAAGUAGAUUCAGCUGCCAUCGGGCGGCUCUCGGUUACCGACGCACGUCCGUCGAUCCCACAUAAGAUCCGUCGCACGGACAGCCAAGAGGGAGUCAAAGCUGUUCCCCCACCAGCCCCCCUUCAGCGCAUCUCCGAGACCACGUCCGUGAUGCACUUGAGUUCAGUACCCGUGUCGACGUUGGACAUCUCGGACUCGUCCAUGCGCGCGCUGACUCAAGUGAUGAACUACGAAUACCUGACCAAGGUGCAAGCCGCCACGUUGCCUGUGAUUCUCGAAGGCAAGGACGUGCUGGCCAAGUCUAAGACGGGGACCGGCAAGACCAUGGCGUUCCUGUUGCCGACGAUCGAAGCGCUGCUUCGCGAAACGUCCACCCCCAAGACGAAGCGUGUGGUCUCUGCGCUCAUUCUGUCCCCCACGCGCGAACUGGCGUCUCAAAUCGACGUGGAAGCCAAGAAGCUGUCGACGUUCCAUCCGUUCCGCGUGGCCUGCUUUGUCGGGGGCACGUCCAUGAGCCAAGACCUGCGCCGCCUUCGCCACGCCGACGGCAUCGACAUCUUGGUGGCGACUCCCGGUCGGUUGCAAGACCACUUGACCAACAACAACGAGGACUUGGUCGCGCGCGUCGCCAACAUCAAAGUGUUGGUGCUGGACGAAGCGGAUCGGCUCUUGGACAUGGGGUUCCGCCGCGACAUCGAGAAACUGCUCGCGUUUUUGCCCACGAAUCGCCAAACGCUGCUGUUUUCCGCGACGUUGCCCGACUCGUUGGAGCAGAUCAAGCGGCUGGCGCUCAAGCCCGGCCACGUGUACAUUGACACGGUGGGUGAGGAGGACCAGACCAACCUGCACGUCGACCAGAGCGUGGUCACGUGUCCGUUCGAGGACCACAUCACCGUCCUGGACAAGCUCAUGCACGCGCACAUCCAAGGCUCCCCCAGUGGCUACAAGAUCAUUGCGUUCUUCCCCACGGCCCGCGCCGCCGGGUUCAUGGCGCAACUGUUCUUGGCGGCCAAGUACCCGAUCCUGGAGAUGCAUUCGCGCAAGUCGCAGGCGCAUCGCACCAAGGCGGCCGACGUGUUCCGCACCCAAGACAAUCAGAUUUUGUUCUCGUCCGACGUGUCGGCCCGCGGCGUCGACUACCCCGGCGUUACCCUCGUGAUCCAAGUCGGGCUCACGGACAAGGAGCAGUACAUCCACCGUCUUGGACGCACCGGUCGCGCCGGCCGUGACGGCGAGGGCGUGCUGCUGCUGUCGCCGUUUGAGACGCCGUUUCUGAACGAGUUGAAGGACGUGCCGCUCACCGUGCAGACCCCCCCGGGGGGCGCCCCCCCCCGCAUCGCGCCCAUUCUCGCCCAAGUGCAGACCAAGCCGGACCUCCGACAAGCUGCCGAGCAGGCGUACCAGGCGUGGCUUGGUUUUUACAACUCAAACGUGCGUCGGCUGCGGAUGGACAAGAACCAACUGGUCGCCAUGGCCGCCGAGUACAGCCGCAUCAUCGGGCUAGCAGAAGUGCCGGCGCUGUUGAAGCGAACGAUCGGCAAGAUGGGGCUGCAAGGCAUGGGCUUGAAGAUCCAAACCGAUACGGAGGCUUUCAACAAACCACGAGGAGGCAGCGCCGCUCCCGGCGGAGGUCGCGGAGGUCGCGGUGGUAGUGCCGGAGGUCGAGGCGGUGAAGGUGGUCGUGGCGGAGGUCGUGGCGGGGGUCGUGGGCCCCGGCGAUAAGCGCUGCGUGGUGAUUUGGAUCAACGAGAGGUUGGUUCCAUAUUCGACUUUGAUUAUUCGCCCCCUAAGAUAUUGUACUACAUCUACUCUACCGCUAACUCUUAAUUCACGAAACGGAUUUCUGUUGGUGGAUGUUGUUGUACAUCGACCAACCUACCGUACUCGUAGAAUCAUUGCGCAAUAGGGACCUGUACUGUAACAAUAUAACUGCAUUUAC
Messenger RNA from Aphanomyces astaci, 2106 nucleotides. RefSeq lists its product as hypothetical. Lineage: Eukaryota; Oomycota; Saprolegniomycetes; Saprolegniales; Verrucalvaceae. Gene Ontology annotation, molecular function: nucleic acid binding; ATP binding. The record is from RefSeq and is a predicted model, not a curated record. Gene Ontology annotation, cellular component: mitochondrion. Bases 51 to 1889 code for a protein of 612 amino acids. The transcript has a single exon.